CAGGCAGGGAGCCGCCCGUCUCACUCCUAGACUCCGGGUCCAUGGGUGAGGCACUUCGAAUAACCGCUAUUGAGACCAUGAGCGGCGACCCUGAGGGCGGCAGCGGCGACAUCAAGGUGGACAAUGACGAGUGGAACUGGCCCAGCCUGAGCCGGGCCCCCAGGGAGAGCCGGGAGGCAGGCCAGCCGGCCCCUGCCACCCCCAAGAAAGUCUCUUUCCAGGGGGCCGCUCAGGCAGGCUCUGGCUCCGGCUCGGGCUCGGGCCAGUCUGCAGAAGGUGCUUCCGCCGAGCAGUCCACCAGCUGUGACUCUGGUUCUGAGAUCGCUGCAGGCCAGGAGGUGGCCAAAGGCAGCUCCAAGGGCAAGGGCAAAGCUGGCUCUGGCGCCAAGGCUGGCCAGCGAAGCCCCAACCCCAAGUCCUCCAAAGGGAAGGGCGAGGAUCAGCAGGGAAUCCGCAAAGAUCUGGCCAAGAUCGAGCAGAAAGUGGAUAUCCUGCUCGAGAGGAUGGAUAAGUUCACCAGAGAGGCUGGUUUGCUGACAGAGGGGAACAAGGAGAAGCUGGAGAAAGCCGAGAAGCCGGAGAAGCUGGAGAAGUCCGGUAAAGGCGAGAAGCCUGGCAAGGUGGAGAAGUCCGAGAAGCUGCCCCUUUCUCAGCCACCAGUCCAGCAGCAGCCUCAGCACCAGGGUGGCAAGGGCCAGAAGAAGUUCAAGGGGGGUGCCAAGGCUGCUUCUGCUGAGGGUGCUGGUAGCAGCGGCAGCAGUGGCAGCGGUGGCAGUGCUGCCGGCAAGUCUGCUUAGAGGGAUCGAGCCUGGACCAGAGUGACGGCGCCGGAGCUGCAGCAGCAGAGCCCUCCAGCAUCUACAAGGGUGGGGGGCCCCCUCCCCAUGCCACCUGGGCCCUUGUCCUAGAGCCACGCUCACCUGGUCCCCUCUCCCAGCAUCCCCAGCUCAUGCUCCCAGUUGUCCCCAGUUCAGCUCUCUUGCAGGUGACCUCCUCUUUAGGGAGAACCCCCUGCAGGGGCUGCCCCCCUUCCCUAUAGCCCCCCUAGGAGGCUCCCACACCCCACCCCUCAGCAAAGCCUCCAAGUUGGGCUCCCUUAGCUCGCCUUGCUUUUCUCUGCAUAUUUAGCAAUAAAAAAGUUCUCUUGC
Monodelphis domestica (gray short-tailed opossum) is the source of this 1148-nucleotide messenger RNA. RefSeq lists its product as uncharacterized. The record is from RefSeq and is a predicted model, not a curated record. NCBI's taxonomy places the organism in Eukaryota, Metazoa, Chordata, Mammalia, Didelphimorphia, Didelphidae.